Molecule: messenger RNA, 1429 nt
Organism: Symsagittifera roscoffensis
Lineage: Eukaryota; Metazoa; Xenacoelomorpha; Acoela; Convolutidae
Product: O-acetyltransferase OatA-like
Exons: 2
Coding region: 218-1429 (403 amino acids)
Biological process (GO): lipopolysaccharide biosynthetic process
Cellular component (GO): membrane
Molecular function (GO): acyltransferase activity, transferring groups other than amino-acyl groups
Source: RefSeq, a predicted model, not a curated record
AAUCUGAACCUAUUGAGCACAAACUGAUUAAAGUAAUCGAUUUUAUAUUUGACCAAAAGAUUUUUUUAUUGAAGAAUAAAUCUGUUACAAAUCAAACAUUUGAUAUCAGAUGAUUUAUUCCAUCGGUCUUUUAACUUGAAAAAAAAAUUAAACUAUCAAAUUUCUUUGUGAUUGUUUUCAAAAGAUAAAUCGAAAGCGAAAGUUUAAUAACACAAUUAUGGAUCCAAAAAAUCCAAAUACUGGAAAAAAGAGCCAAACAUUUUGUCAUCGGCCUUAUCUGGACUCGCUACGAGGCUUUGCUUGUUUUAUCGUCAUUUUAUUUCAUUGCGAAUUACCUGCUUUUUCAAACGGAUUUCUGGGUGUGGACAUAUUUUUCGUAUUAUCUGGAUAUCUCAUUACCUCAAUCUUACUUCGCAAACUCUAUUACGAACACAGAUUAAAAUAUUGUGAGUUUUACUCCCGAAGGUUCCAAAGACUUUUCCCUGCUUCUAGUUUAACUUUGAUUUUAACAGCAAUAAUUUAUCGUUAUGUCGAAUUAAAUGAAUACGUGAACAAACAUACAAAUUCGUUCAUAGCAUCUUCAUUUUAUUAUUCCAAUUGGUACAAUCUUAGAGUCGCUUCAGAUUAUUUUACCGAUAAAGGUUCCGACCAGAGUCCUGUUGUACAUUUUUGGUCGCUCUCAAUUGAAGAACAAUUUUACCUUUUUUAUCCAGUCGUAAUCGCAAUUAUUUACAAAAUCAGCAAGAAAAAAACUUCAAUAACAAUUCUUGUUUUUGCUUCUCUUUUCGUUUUUUCAUUCUCUUUAAAUAUGAAGCUCUAUGAAAAAAGUCAUAUGAUGUCCUAUUUUUCUACCUGGGGACGCCUGUACCAACUUUUUGCAGGUGCUUUGGCAGCCUCCAUUUUAUUUCACAGGGAAAUUACGGAGACCAACUUUUGUCACUAUGAGUUCCGUAAUUCUGAAAAGUUUCGUCUUUUGAUCACCGCUAUAGAAUCAGCUAUUGGGUUUGCGAUAGUUACCAUGUUGAUUUUUAUUGCUAAGUCAACUUUCAAUGCAUUAAUUUUAGGAUUUACAGCUACAACUUUCACUUUCUUCUUGAUUCUUGUUUUUGAAGUUACCGGAGAAAAAAAUUUCACAAAAAAACUGCUUUCACAGAACACAUACUUGAAAUUUAUAGGAAAAAUAUCCUAUAGUAUGUAUCUAACGCAUGUUCCUAUCACAAAAAUUGGUGAUAUUCUUGAGGUUUUUCCCUUUCAAAAGGUACCCCGAGCUUUGUUAAUUUUGUCAAUCACUGUAGUUAUUUCUACAAUCAUCUGGCAUUCUGUUGAAAAACCAGCUAAAAACACUCUUAAGAUCAACAAAAAUAAUGAAAAACAACUAAGUGUUCUCCGAAAAACAGUGAGACUUCAAAAUGCUGAACGGGGCAAAUAG